UAGGAAAAUGGGGGAGCGUAGACUACAGUGUUAUGUCUUGCAGGCGAAUAUUUGGGUAUUGCCGUUUUUAAUUCGAUGAACGUGACAGGCAGACCACCCGGGGCCGGGAAGAAGUGAGGGAGCGAACGGCUUGUGCUGCCAAAUGGCAGAAUCGUGCAUAAACUAAUACAAUGUGGCGACCGAGGCCUGUUUGCUAGCCAGUUAGCAAGUGUGUCGCCUUUCCCCCCACAAUACAGCUCUGUAGUUGGCUGCCUACCUCUGUGUUUAGCGAGUCAUCAUAUUUGUAGAUGGUAUAUUUGUGAAUCAACCAGAAGAGAAAUGGUUCAUGCGAUGAAAAGUUAACCAGAGUAUCGAGCUUCAGGACAGUACUGACUAAACGGUACAUCUGCUUAGCUAGCUAGCUAGCUAGCUAAUCAACAUCUUAUAAGAGUACAACAUAGCUAGCUAGACCGAGCUAAGUUUGCUUACCGAAAGGAAUGGGUGGAAGUGCGCGUAUAUUGACGCAGCUGGAGUUACCUUUGUUAGCUAGUUACAUAGCUUAGGUUUUAAUAAAGUUUUUAAAAUAUUUCCAAAAUGUGUUGAAGGGCAGGGAUCCUUGACUUACCACACCAAGCUAGCUUGCUGGACAACUGUCGCUAGCGAUGUGCUCAAAACGACGUCGCAUCGGGAUCAACUAUCAACCUGAUAGUUUGCCAACAUCAUCAGCACGGAACAAAGGGAAAUGUGACUGACAGGCUCCGCACGAAGGAGAGAUCGGGGCCUCGGCUGAAGGAUGGAGGGCCUGGGUCUUCAGGCCGUGGCUCUGAGCGACGGCUCCACCGCCUACAUCCAGCAGGCCAUCAAAGAUGGGAGCCUGGUGGAAGGGGACACUGUCCAGCUGGAAGAUGGGACCACUGCGUACAUCCAGCAGGUCACGGUCCAGCAGAAAGAGGCCCUGCCCUUCGAGGAUGGCCAGGCAGUUCAGCUGGAGGACGGGACGACGGCCUACAUUCACCACACUCCUAAAGAUGGCUAUGACCCGAACGCGGUGGAGGCAGUGCAGCUGGAGGACGGCAGUACGGCCUACAUUCACCACCCCUCAGGGCUGCAUGCAGGCGGCACCAUCCUCACUGUGCAUGCAGGGGGCGCUCUGGAGGAGCUCGCCACUGAGGAUCCUGUUGAAAAUGACACCAUUUCCACUCUGGAGCAGUACGCUGCCAAGAUGACUGAGUCAGAGGCUGAGGUGGAGGAGGGCAUAAGUGGCACAAAUGGGCUCCAGGACCAUGGGGUGCAGCACGCCACCGUGCAGGUGAUGUUCGAGGAGAAGUCGUGGGGCAGCGGCAAGGCACAGCAGGGGGUGGAGAAGAGCUUCCGCUGUGACUACGAGGGCUGUGGCCGUCUGUACACCACCGCCCAUCACCUCAAGGUGCACGAGCGCGCCCACACUGGCGACCGGCCGUACCGGUGCGACGUGCCCUCGUGCGGGAAGGCCUUCGCCACGGGCUACGGGCUGAAGAGCCACCUGCGCACGCACACGGGCGAGAAGCCCUACAAGUGCCCCGAGGACAUGUGCUACAAGGCCUUCAAGACAUCGGGGGACCUGCAGAAGCACGUGCGCACGCACACGGGUGAGAAGCCCUUCAAGUGCCCGUUCGAGGGCUGCGGCCGCUCCUUCACCACCUCCAACAUCCGGAAGGUGCACAUCCGCACCCACACGGGCGAGCGGCCCUACAUGUGCCCGGAGCAGGGCUGCGGCCGCGGCUUCGCCAGCGCCACCAACUACAAGAACCACAUGAGGAUCCACACAGGAGAGAAGCCAUACGUGUGCACGGUGCCAGGCUGUGGGAAGCGCUUCACUGAGUACUCCAGCUUGUAUAAGCACCAUGUGGUCCACACACACUGCAAGCCCUACACCUGCAACCACUGCGGCAAGACCUACCGGCAGACCUCCACUCUGGCCAUGCACAAGCGCACCACGCACGGGGACUUCGAGGCCACCGAGGAGGCAGAGUUGGAGUCUCUGGAGGCGCCUAUGAAGCAGCCCAGGGUGGCUUUCCUGGAUGGAGAGGAGGCCAAGGAAGAGGGCACCCAGAUCACCAUGGUAACAGAGGACACCAUUGGCUCCCAGGUGGCCCUGAUCACACAAGACAGGCCGCAGCAGGUCGCCCUGUCCCACGAGGAGCUGCAGGUGCUCGGCACGGCCAUCACCAUGGUGACGCAGGACGGCACCACCAUCACCGUCCCCGCCCACCAGGGGGACAUCGACGGCGCGGGGGAGCACACUGUAACCAUGGUGACAGGGGACGGCAAGGAGCUGCAGCCGGUUGCCAUAGUGUCGUCAGACAGCCUUAUGGCCGGAGCCUCGGACAUGUCCACCCCGCAUUACCAGCAGGUGGCUCUGUUGGCCACUGCCAACGGGACUCAGAUCGCUGUCCAGCUGGAGGAGCAGCAGACCCUGGAGGAGGCAAUCAGCAUGGCCACGGCUGCCAUCCAGCAGGGCGGCCUGUCCCAGGACGGGGUCGUCUCCGAGGCAGGGUGCUGAGGGACCCCCCACGCGGCACACUUCCCACCCCCUAGAACGGCGCAGACAGCCAAAUCAGCCAGGCGCCCUCCCCCUGGACAGAACCUGCCUGCCAAGCUCCCCUCCCCACCGCCCCUGGCCUGCUUUAACUCCGCCCAACAGGGCCCGACCCAGACGGGCACUCGGAGGACCGAGGAGCCUUAGAGAGCAUCGCCAUGGACCGGAAAGCCAGGCCUCAUCGUUAGUCCUCAGAGCAAGCGGAACUCGUUUUGUGUUGCACAAUUUGCAUAGUUCUGCAACUUUAUAGUCAGAGAACAGACUACAGAUCUGUUUUGUUUUAAUUCCAGAACACCAUGUUUUUUAAAGUGUGUGCGUGUGUGUGUGUGCGUGCGUGUGUGCGUGUGCGCGCGUGUGCGUUAGUUUCCACAACAUAGGAUGAGUGGAACGCAAAGUGAAGGGAGCCUUGAUUUUCACUGAAGGCUGGCGGCUAGCACCUCCAUACUCAAGAAACUACUGACGAAUGUGUAGCAAAUGAGGAGAAUGCCUUUUGUCUCUGAGGGAAGCAAGUUCCAGAGUCACACAGGAAAAUGUUAAUCUCAGCCUUUAGCAUAUCACUUAGAGAGGAGGGUGACGGUGAAGAAGAGUGAAUUACUGGUAUGUUCAGGGUUGCGCACCUCUGGUCCAGAAAACUCAUGGUCCAGCCAGUUUGAAGUCUUAUUUAACCUAGUGUAUACAGUUCCAGUGCUUUGAGGUCUUUAGUGGUUCUGCCUCAAUAGUUGCCUUUGACAUGAAAUCAAGAAAUUGAGAUCUCAGAUUGAGUAAGACCCAGAGCUGCUCUGGAGUGCAAGGCCCAAAGUUCUGUGCAGCGAGAAUGUCUAACUCAACCAAAAACAAUGCUGUAUAUCCCAUUAGGGGAUGGGUCCAGUUAUAGAAUAGAAUGGCUUGCAGACCCUGUGACCACAAGGUCAGUAGUUGAAUACAGACCCACUUUUGAAACCCACAGUUUUGGCCGAGGCUUACAGUAGCACAGAACAGCUGUACUAAAUCGCUGUUAGGCUGCAUGAGCCCAACCAGCUACAGGCUUACAAAAUACUUGCUCGCUGAGAAGUGUCAAAGUACACCGCUUAAUAACGCACCUGUCAAACACAGAGGCUCGAGCCUAUGGCCUUGGUGUUCAGGUCACAGAUUCAUGGUCCUGGUCCAGCCGCUUGAGGACCAGGGUCAGGGCAGGUUUGAACCAAUGGAUGUGGAAGUUGCCCACACAAGACAGAAGUGCAAAUCUCCCGCUGCUUAGAAUUUUAAGACAGAACAGCCUGGAGGGUCUGCACCGUGUUACCGUUUUGAUUUCGAUUAGCAUCCAAAGUAAAUCUGUCGACAUAUCAAUAAACAAGGUCUAUCACUGACGUUCCCUUUUGUGGGGAAACGGUGUCUCUUACAAAGUCCCUGUGAUUG
This is a messenger RNA of Megalops cyprinoides (Indo-Pacific tarpon), 3952 nucleotides long. It is a transcript of the gene znf76, whose product is annotated as zinc finger protein 76. NCBI's taxonomy places the organism in Eukaryota, Metazoa, Chordata, Actinopteri, Elopiformes, Megalopidae. Gene Ontology annotation, biological process: central nervous system development; regulation of transcription by RNA polymerase II. The coding region runs from base 773 to 2521 and encodes 582 amino acids. The record is from RefSeq and is a predicted model, not a curated record. Gene Ontology annotation, cellular component: nucleus. The transcript is spliced from 14 exons. Gene Ontology annotation, molecular function: RNA polymerase II cis-regulatory region sequence-specific DNA binding; DNA-binding transcription factor activity, RNA polymerase II-specific.